This is a messenger RNA of Ylistrum balloti, 1140 nucleotides long. RefSeq names its product cholecystokinin receptor type A-like. The transcript has a single exon. The record is from RefSeq and is a predicted model, not a curated record. The coding region runs from base 1 to 1140 and encodes 379 amino acids. Gene Ontology annotation, biological process: neuropeptide signaling pathway. Gene Ontology annotation, molecular function: G protein-coupled peptide receptor activity. Lineage: Eukaryota; Metazoa; Mollusca; Bivalvia; Pectinida; Pectinidae. Gene Ontology annotation, cellular component: membrane.
AUGAACCAUAGUCCAUUGCAAGUAAGCAACAACACACUAACAUUACAUGAAAUAGAAUGGCAGGAUUUUGUGAAGAAGGACAUACCACUGACUGUGUUUCUGUCCAGUCUGAGUGUCAUUGGCACUCUGGGAAAUGUUAUGGUCAUUUUGACCGUAGGCCGACGUGACAGAUGGCGAAACUAUAGAAUACUCAUUCAAUGUCUAGCCUUUGUUGACUUGCUGAGCUGUUUUUUCAGUAUUCCUGGUUACAUAGCACUGUCUCGUUUCCGGUACUCCAUCGAAUCGGAUGUGUUUUGUCGAGGUACGACAAUGUUUCAUAUAUUUGUUGGAGCUUUUUCAGUAGACUUGUUGUGUUUUAUAGCAAUAGAAAGAUUCCGGAAAACAUGCAGGCCAUUGAAAGAGGACUUCAGUUUAAUGCGAGUAAAGUUAGUUUGUAUCUGUUUGGCAGGAUUUAACAUAGCAUUGGCUACACUGGGACUUUUUACCUUCAGUUCCCAACGUAUCAUGGUGGGUAAUCUUAUUGGUCACAGCUGUUUGAUAAACAAAGAAGGAACAUUUGCUAAAAUAUUCAGCCAGAUAAUAAUCCUGUUUCUCUUCCUUAAAAUAAUUGUGUGUACAGUAUUGUAUUGUAUAAUAGGAAGGACCCUUUUACAACACAGAAAACACCGACCUCACAUGGUGCCGUUUAGAUAUCAAAAUUCAACAAUUAAGAACAUGUCAUGUGAUCACAAUCAGGAUCAGUCAAUGGAAAGAAACAACGCAUGUAGUGUACGAAGAAUGUCCUUAAAAAGUGUGACAAGCUCCGAUCUGAAUUCUUCCUUUCAAAAUCAUGGAUCGACGAGACAUAUAAGUUCGAAUUUGAGCGGGAAAACCCUGUACACAAAAAGCGCUAAGAUUUCCUUCAUGUUUCUCAUGUGUACUUGCUUGUCAUUUUUAUCUUUCGUACCCGUUUUGGUGAUAAGAUGUAUCGAGAGCUUUGAUUGGCAGCUGAGAGCGGAUAUGUUUAAAUAUCUUGGUUCAAUGGCGGGAGUUCUUUACCGAUUCCAUGUCCUGAACCACGUGAUUAAUCCGAUAGUAUAUUGCUUGACCAACAGCAAUUUUAGACGAGACUGUACUGACUUAUGUAAAUACCGGAGGUAA